Linum tenue is the source of this 2696-nucleotide messenger RNA. Lineage: Eukaryota; Viridiplantae; Streptophyta; Magnoliopsida; Malpighiales; Linaceae. The record is from the annotation of a GenBank genome assembly.
AUUUAUCGACUUCUCCGGCUAAACGAACCCCAUUUUUCUCCUCUUCACUGCUCCAGUGCUCCUUCCAAUUUCUUCCAUGGAGCCGUUUAAAAUUUAAACCCUCAAACGCUCUCUUAUCCUUCUCCUCUUUCCUCCACCAUCAAUGUCUCCGCCUCGGGAACGAGCUCGCCACAGUGCUGGGCGACACCACGCGAGCCCUAUGCACUCUUUCCCCCGCCAGCGGCAACUGCCUGGAGGCUCAACCCGCCGCCGCUGUUCGCCUCAGUUUUUCAGGCAAACCAGCAGCAACCUCCACCGGCUCUCAGCACUGAUUACGUGACGAAGAGACUCACCGGCACGAAUGUGUACACUGUGAGCAACACGAACAACGAGUUCGUCCUCAUUUCUGAUCCUCAUGCAGCUAAGUCAAUCAGAUUGCUCUGCUUCCGCCAGGAAGAAGCCAAAGCAUUCCCGCGCCAGGUGCGAUUGCGGAAAAGGAACUGCGAAAUGCGGCAAACCUGGUGCCUAUUACUCUUGAACAGGUCGAAGGCAUUGCAUUCAGUUUUUUGCCAGAUCCCGUCAAAAAUAAAGAACACAUUAGAGGAAGACAUAGACAAGGAACUGGCAAAGGUUUCCAGGGCAUCAAGAGGCGUGCCUCAGGAUAUAAUGGUGGGAAGCCUAGAAGAUGUUCUGAGGAAAAUGGAGGUGCGACUGUCGCGAAAGGAACUGCGAAGUGCGGCGAAAGUUGUGCCUAUUACUCUUGAAUAGGUCUACAUGCUGAAGGUCGAAGGCAUUGCAUUCAGAUUUUUGCCAGAUCCCGUCCAAAUAAAGAACUGAUAUGGAGUCAGACCUUUUGGCAGUGAAGAACAAGAACAGGCGGUUCUGCCCUAUAUAUUUCCAAAAGGAAGACAUAGACAAGGAACUGGCAAAGGUUUCCAGGGUAUCAAGAGGCGUGCCUUACAAUAUAACGGCGGGAAGCCUAGAAGAUGUCCUGAGGAAAAUGGAGGUAAUGGUUUUGUUAGUUGAAUCAGUUUACAGUAUCGUGUGUUUAGUAUGCAGUAUUGUAUUGUGCUUAGUAUCGUGUGCUUUUCGUGCUUAUGGCGACUUAAUUAUACCUUGUGCCAUUCUAAUUUGAUUUUGUCCUGUGUGAAGGUGCAAUUGCGGAGUGUGGCAAAAGUGGUGCCUAUUACUCUUGAACAGGCAUAGAGCCAUGUUUGCUGCAUAUUAUGGACUUGAAAUUGUGAACUUCGAAAUGCUGUUAGUCUUGAAUAUGAAGAAAAUGUUUCACUGUAUUGGAAAUUGGUUGUUUAAGCUUCUGAUUGUACAUUUUGUAGGUCUACAUGCUGAAAGUCGAAGGCAUUGCAUUCAGAUUUUUGCCAGAUCCCUUCCAGAUAAAGAACACAUUGGAGUCAGACCUUUUGGUAGUGAAGAACAAAAACAUGCGGUUCUGCCCUAUAUAUUUCCAAAAGGAAGAAAUAGACAAGGAAUUGGCGAAGGUUUCCAGGGCAUCAAGAGGUGUGCUUCGCAAUAUAAUGCAGGUGGGAAGCCUAGAAGAUGUGCUGAGGAAAAUGGAGGUGCAACUGUGGCGAAAGGAACAGCGAAGUGCGGCGAAACUGGUGCCUAUUACUUUUGAACAGGUAUCCAUGCUGAAGGUCGAAGGCAUUGCAUUCAGAUUUUUGCCCGAUCCUGUGCAAAUAAAGAAGAGCUGAAAGCUUCUGACAUAAGGAAUGGGUUUGACGGAGUUAUGUUUUUCCACGAAGACAUGGACAAGGAACUUGCAAAGGUUUUGAGGGCAUCAAGAGGCCUACCUCAUAAUAUAAUGCUAUGAAUCGAAUCCCUUGGAAGAGCUUCACUCUGAAGAUUAGACAUUUUCAGUCCUUUAUGAUCGUUGUUUACUGAUGCAUGCAUAUGCUCGUCUUUUUGUUCUUGAUCGGUCUUCAGUUAAGCACCGACUAAUGGUUAUGUCCAUGUGUUAGGUUUUAGUUGCUGUAUUUGAGUCACCUUGUGUUUGUGUGUUGUGAUUGGGGAGUAUAUGACUCAAUACCAGCUUUGAGAUAAUUAGUGCAAAGAAUAAAGUGAAAAAUCCAUCUUAGGAGAUGCCAACUGAACUCUUGAAUGACUGUGUAGCCAGGGAUAAUAAUUGGAAUAACUUGUAGGAUACAUGAUCUAUUGAGCAUACGUGUUUUGUGAUAGUUUUUUUACCAGUUCAGUUGGAUGAGACAUUUUGAUGAUCUCCUAUUUGUUUUGGUGCUUACUUUGAAACUCCUGUGUUGAGAUUUGACUGUGUGAUGUACUUUUAUCUUAGCAGGCGGGGAGCCCAGGAGAUGUUGCGAGGAAAAUGGAGGUAAUUGAUCUGUUAGUUGGAUCAGUGUUUACAAUGUAAAGUAUUGGUCGUCCGCUAUUCAUGUUGGACUCCAUCAGUGUUUACAAUGCUAACUCUCGACGGCUAACUUGUUGGAACCUGUACCGAUUGCUUUCGGCUAGUCUUAGAGUUCGCGACAUGCUAGUUUACAUAAGCAGAGUCUUUUUUUUUUUAGCCUGGUGGUUGAUUGACAUGGAACCUGUACUUUUGCCUAGUCUUCAGAGUUUGGUGACGUGGAAGAUUAAGCGAUCCAGUCUUUUUUAGCCUGGCUACGCAGGAAGAUUGCUUCAAUCAAAGACAGCUUGAUUGGCAGUUAUAUAUGUUAUACAACUAUCCAUCAUCAUAUCUUGCUGCU